AUGACUGUGGAGGUAGCUAUCGCAAACGUCAAUUGUAUCCUUGGGGAAGGACCACACUGGGACCAUCAGGAACUGAGACUCCUCUUCGUGGAUAUACUGGCCAACAAAGUGUACAAGUGGGAUCCCGUUACAGAAAAUUUGGAUAGUGUUACUUUAGAGGACACAGUUGGGGCCGUUGUUCCGUGUAAGAAAGGAGGCUACCUGGUAGGUCUUGGACGUACAGUAGCUCAUUUGGACUGGUCAUCUCAAAAAGUGACAAAGUUGCAAGAAAUACCACUAAAUGGCACCAAAAACAGGUUUAAUGACGCUAAGUGUGAUCCUGCAGGUAGAUUCUGGACAGGGAGUAUGGGCCACCAAAUAUCACAAAAUCCUAACAUUUUUGAACCCGAGAAGGGCGAGUUAUACUGCUUCGAUGCUGAUGGCACCAUCCACAAGCGCGUGGAGAAAGUGGGGAUCUCUAACGGCCUAGUGUGGACUCAGGACCGACGUACCAUGUACUAUAUAGAUACCGUGCCAGCACAAGUUUACGGCUUCGACUACGACAUCAACACUGGAGCUAUCACAAAUAGGAGAGUUGUCAUUGACUACAAGAGUUUUGACGACGCUGAUUCUAUGGGAGUCCCGGAUGGAAUGACAAGUGACAUCGAUGGCAAUCUUUGGAUCGCCAACUGGGGUUUCGGGAAAAUCAUUUGUUUUGAUCCUAAUUCAGGAAAGAAACUGAGGACGGUUCAAAUUCCCGCCAUGAGAACAACUUCCUGUUGUUUCGGCGGGAAAAAUUUGGAUGAACUGUACGUCACAUGUGCAAGUCAAGGAGCAACAGAUGAGGAACUGGCAGCUUAUCCAUCGACAGGGUCCAUAUUCAAGGUCACGGGUUUAGGAGUGAAAGGGCUACAAGCCAACGUAUAUGAGGGAUAG
Ylistrum balloti is the source of this 915-nucleotide messenger RNA. RefSeq names its product regucalcin-like. The coding region runs from base 1 to 915 and encodes 304 amino acids. The record is from RefSeq and is a predicted model, not a curated record. Gene Ontology annotation, biological process: L-ascorbic acid biosynthetic process. Gene Ontology annotation, molecular function: calcium ion binding; gluconolactonase activity; enzyme regulator activity. NCBI's taxonomy places the organism in Eukaryota, Metazoa, Mollusca, Bivalvia, Pectinida, Pectinidae. The transcript has 5 exons.